UGAGUUGCUGCAAUUUCUGCAGCCGCCGUUGUUGCUGUAAUUGUAACUGCAACUGUUGUUGCUGCCGCCGUUGCCGCCGUUGCCGCCGGUGUGAGGACCUGCCGAGCACGCUGUGUUCUGGCGCCGGACUGAGCACGCGCCACCCCCCCUCAUCCACUGCUGUGCGUCCAUCGGACACCUUUCGGCUUCGACUAUAUAACAGCGAAGGUUUUUAUUUAAAUGAAAAAGAACGGAGCUUUUCUGUCCGAAUCAACGAUGCCGGCAGGGAGCCAAGAAUCUGAAUGUACUCUGAGUUAUCAGCAGAGGCAUGAUGAAGAGGCUGUGGUUGACCAAGGUGGAACAAGUUCAGUUCUCAACAUUCACUAUGAAAAAGAAGAGCUAGAAGGGCAUAGGACCUUGUAUGUUGGAGUGCGUAUGCCUUUGGGCAGACAGAGUCACCGACACCACAGGACCCAUGGAUCAAAGCACAAGAAGCGAGAUAGAGCAAAAGAUGCCAUCCAAGAGGAAGAAAAGGACAAUCUCCCUUGUGACACCCCUUCUCAGAGAGUUCAGUUUAUUCUGGGAACUGAAGAUGAUGAAGAUCAUGUUCCACAUGAACUCUUCACAGAGCUGGAUGAAAUCUGCCAGCGAGGGGGUGAAGAUGCUGAGUGGAAGGAGACGGCCAGGUGGUUGAAGUUUGAGGAAGAUGUUGAGGACGGUGGAGACCGCUGGAGUAAACCAUAUGUUGCCACGUUGUCAUUGCACAGCCUGUUUGAGUUGCGGAGCUGCAUCAUUAAUGGAACAAUCUUGCUGGACAUGCAAGCAAACAGCAUUCAAGAGAUUUCAAAUAUGGUUCUUGAUCAUCAGGAAGCAUCCAUGGAGCUGGAUGAAAACAUUCGUAUGAAAGUGCGUGAAGUUCUUCUGAAAAAACAUCACCAUCAAAUUGAGAAGAGGAAUAAUCUCAUUCCAAUUGUCAGGUCUUUUGCAGAGGUUGGGAAAAAGCAAUCUGAACCUCAUUCCAUGGACAAAGCUAGUCAAAUGUUAUCCCCACUGUCCCUUUCAACUCAUCUUGACAUUAAGAAUGGAAUCAACCAUGACACUGCAAAUGUUGAGUCGAGCAAGUUUGAUCUCCACUUCAUGAAGAAGAUACCUAUUGGUGCCGAAGCCUCCAAUGUCCUGGUUGGUGAGCUCGAUUUUCUCAACAGGCCAAUUGUGGCAUUUGUACGUCUCUCUCCAGCUGUCCUUCUCUCAGGACUUACUGAAGUCCCAAUACCGACCAGGUUCAUUUUCAUAUUGCUCGGACCAGUUGGAAAGGCACAGCAAUACCAUGAGAUUGGGAGAUCUAUGGCCACUAUAAUGACUGAUGAGAUUUUUCAUGAUGUAGCCUACAAAGCAAAGGAUCGCAGUGAUCUUCUUGCUGGAAUUGAUGAAUUUCUUGAUCAGGUGACUGUUCUCCCCCCUGGUGAAUGGGACCCCUCCAUCCGAAUUGAACCGCCAAAAAACGUUCCAUCUCAGGAGAAACGGAAGCAACCAGGGAUCCCAAAUGGUAAUGCAUUCCACGUUGAGCACGAACCACAAGUGGGCCACACUGGUCCUGAACUGCAGCACACAGGAAGGCCGUUUGGGGGUUUGAUCCUUGACAUUAAGCGGAAGCUGCCUUGUUUCUGGAGUGACUUCAGGGAUGCCUUUAACUUGCAGUGUGUGGCAUCCUUCCUGUUCCUGUACUGUGCCUGCAUGUCCCCUGUUAUCACAUUUGGUGGCCUCUUGGGAGAAGCAACAGAUGGAUGCAUAAGCGCGAUCGAGUCCUUGUUUGGGGCAUCUAUGACUGGAAUUGCUUAUUCUAUCUUUGCUGGGCAACCUCUCACUAUAUUGGGCAGUACAGGUCCUGUGCUAGUGUUUGAAAAGAUUUUGUACAAAUUCUGCAAGGACUAUAACUUAUCCUACCUUUCUUUGAGAACGACUAUUGGACUCUGGACAUCAUUCAUGUGUAUCUUGCUUGUUGCCACAGAUGCAAGCUCUCUUGUCUGUUACAUAACUCGAUUUACAGAGGAGGCAUUUGCCUCUCUCAUCUGUAUUAUUUUCAUCUAUGAAGCUCUGGAAAAGCUGAUCCAUUUGGGAGAAAUCUACUCUUUCAAUAUGCAUUCAGAUCUGGACCAGCUUACUCAAUACUUCUGUGUAUGCGCAGAGCCUCAUAAUCCUAACAACAGAACUAUGGUGUACUGGGAGAUGCAAAAUAUUACAAAAUCAUCGGUCCCUUGGGCAAAUCUGACUGUCAGUGACUGCAGGACAUUUCACGGUGAAUUUGUUGGCCCUUCGUGUGGACCUCAUGGACCACACACCCCAGAUGUCCUCUUCUGGUCUGUAAUACUAUUCUUUUCUACAUUUACCCUAUCAGGGUUCCUCAAACAGUUUAAAACAAGUCACUAUUUCCCAACUAAGGUGCGAUCAAUGAUAAGUGAUUUUGCUGUUUUCCUGACCAUCUUCUUCAUGGUUCUUAUUGACUAUGUCCUGGGAAUACCAUCACCAAAGCUUCAAGUUCCCAGCAUCUUUAAGCCAACAAGAGAUGAUCGAGGAUGGCUAAUUAGUCCCAUCGGCCCAAAUCCCUGGUGGACUGUCAUUGCUGCCAUUAUCCCAGCUCUACUCUGUACUAUUCUUAUUUUCAUGGACCAACAGAUCACUGCUGUCAUAAUAAAUAGGAAGGAACACAAGCUGAAAAAAGGAUGCGGCUAUCACCUUGACCUCCUGAUAGUGGCUGUAAUGUUGGGUGUGUGUUCAAUCAUGGGCCUGCCAUGGUUUGUCGCAGCAACUGUUCUCUCCAUCUCUCACGUGAACAGUCUGAAGCUGGAAUCAGAAUGUUCAGCUCCUGGUGAACAGCCAAAAUUCCUCGGUAUUCGAGAACAACGUGUCACCGGUCUGAUGAUCUUCGUUCUCAUGGGCUGCUCGGUCUUUAUGACGACUUUCUUAAGGUUCAUUCCAAUGCCUGUACUUUACGGAGUCUUUCUUUACAUGGGGGUUUCAUCGCUGAAAGGAAUUCAGUUCUUUGAUCGUCUGCAACUAUUUGCGAUGCCAGCCAAGCACCAGCCAGAUUUUAUCUACCUGCGUCAUGUGCCGCUGCGCAAAGUUCACCUUUUUACACUCAUACAGCUCACCUGUCUAAUCCUGCUCUGGGUCAUCAAAGCAUCACCUGCUGCUAUUGUCUUUCCUAUGAUGGUAUUAGCUCUAGUUUUUGUUAGAAAAUUGAUGGACCUUUGCUUUCUGAAGCGCGAGCUAAGCUGGCUUGAUGAUUUAAUGCCUGAAAGUAAGAAGAAAAAAAUAGAUGAUGCCAAAAAAGUCAAGGAAGAUGGGGAAUCGGAGAAAAUGUUGGAUCCAGGGGACAGUGGUGUGCAGCUGCCAAUGGAAAGUAGAAAACUGCUUCAGAGUCCAGUAAAGAGUAAUAUUUAUAGGUGUGAUCCAUCUGAAAUUAAUAUAUCUGAUGAAAUGUCCAGAUCUACUGUUUGGAAGGCACUUAACAUGAAUACAGGGAGCAACAGAACUAAGGAUAACACAACUUCAAAAAGCAGUUCCAUUGAAAAACCAAUGUAAAAUGAUGGUACCUUGAAUCAGGAUUAAAUCCAAACCUUGACAAAGAGGGAUGAAGUUGUAAUUGACUCAGGGAAGAGCCAAAAUAGAAAGACUUGCAAUUGGAUAUUCGCAAUACUUCAUGGAAGAUCCUUGGAAACAAACAAAUUGAAGGCAGCACAUUGUCCUUUUAAGUACUCCGAACCCCAAUAAGGCCUUUCAAAGAAAAGUCCAACAUUUUAAAUUUAAUUUUAAUUUUGAUUUUUUUUUGUUGCAAUUAGAUUGGCCAGAAGUUAAUACAAGUUUAAAUUCUUGGAAGAAAAUCAGUGUAAUUUUGCAUAUUUAAAAAAAUUUCAGUUUUGUAAUACAAAGCCUGAUUGACAAAACGUAACCUUUGAAAGGUUUUCAUCUCUAACCAGCAUAUAAUUUGAGAUGUUUGAUAUAUAGAUUGAAAUAAUUAAUUAGGUUUGUUAUGUACUGUAUCACAAUUAUUGUGAUUAUUAGUGCUGUUUAAUGAUUUCUACACUUCAAUAUGUUUUCAUGUCUCUGCAUGAAAGAAUGCUGACUAUCAAAUAUGUUUACAUGUAUCUUGAUCACUAAAUGUUACCGUACAAAGUAAUAAAGCAACUUGCUGUGCAAUAUACUGUACAAACUAAAAUCACUACUAACAUACCACAUGGCCAGUUAUUUUAAAAAUGUUCUCUACUUCCUUACUAAUAGUUUUGAGAGGCCUUUGUCAUUUGUACCCCUCAUCAGCCUGCUAGCAGUAAUAUUCCUAUUAAGACCCUUGAGGAGGGGGCGCAAAACACAUGGUUACCAAUUGCAUGACUUUACGAUGAUAAGCAAAAUAUUUUUCUCCAGUUAUAAGUAAUUUGCAGGAGGGAAUAAUUAUUUGAAAUCCUAAAAUGCUGCAAUUAUAUUUAGAAAUUAUCUAAAUAGAAAAGAGCAAAACACAAAGUGCUGGAGGAACUCAGAUGUUCAGGCACUAUUUAUGAAGGGAAUGGACAUACGAUGUUUCGGGUCGAGACCCUUCUUGAAACUAAUUCUGUUUUGCCCUAGAUUCCAACAUCUGUAGUUCCUCGUCUCUAAUUAGAAAAUAAUCUUUUCCAAAAUUUACUUGCAAAGAUAUGCUAAAUGAAAUGCAAAAUCAUGAAAUGCAUCUUAUCUUGUAUGUUGAUUUGAGCUGCUUCCACCAAAAGCAUGUAUAAAGUCUCCCAAGGACUUACCAAUUAAAAUUGCUAGCAAACAUUGCCACUGACAAUUUUAUUAACUGUUUCUUAAAUCAGUUCUUUCGAGUAGAUGGAAGAUUUAGUGCAAUAAUAUAGCAAUGCACAAAGCAUUUUUAUUUAUACUUAGUGCUGUGGAAUAGUACCAGUAAAUCAUUAAAUAGAAUAAACUUUAAAACGUACAUUCCACCCUUUGCCAUUUGUUUGGAUGUGGUCCUUGGGUAAGUGUCAUGACUGUAAUUCAAUCCAAACAAAAUAGUUGAAUAAAUUGUGGCUAAUCAUGAAGCGGCUGCUGAAUACUAAUAUCCACAGCAAACUGAGGUGGUUUAUUCGUUUGGAUUACUGUAUAUCCCUGAACUCCGAAAGCGAACAUGCUGAUGUCUGAAUGUGUUUUUAAAGGGGAAUGGGGGAGGAGGAGGAGGGAGGAUGAAAUGAUGAUGCUUUGGUGCAAGUUAGCUUUUUUCUGCUCCUCAAGGUACCAUUCAUCAGGCCUAACCAAUGCCUGAUAUAUUGCAAUCGUCCUCCGAUUGAUCUUAUAACUUUUAAAACCUGUGCUGAUUGCAGGCUGUUGAGGGCACCGGCAAUAAAAUAAACCAAUCUCUCCGUUCUGAUGGUGUAACUCAUUAUCUCACAUACUUCAGUUCACACCUGCAGAAUUCAUUGCUGUUCUGUCACACAUGUAGGACAUUUGUUUUUGUCUGAUUUCCUGGAGAAACACUGCUAACCAAGCAAGCAAUUGUCAUGAUUUUAUGAUUUUGAAUGUAAUACAUACCAAAAUAAAAUAAAAAUAUAUCCUUACUGAAUUUAAGAAAAAGUGCAGGCACAAAUUUUUAAUAUAGCUUCUUUCUAGUGAACUGCAUGUAGAAAUAGAGACUCAUUAUUUUAUUUGGAGAAACUUAAAGAAAUAUAUUAAUAGAUUAUUUUGUUGCAGAAAACCUAUAGUCUUAUGAUACUUAUAAUGUAAAUAAGUACAAGCAGCAAUCUGAUUCACCUGGUCCACCAAAUGGCAGUAUGUUGGCUUAAUUCUGAAGGAUGAGCUAAUAACUGAAUUAAACAACAUGACCAUAGAUCCCUUGAACUAAGAAGUAGAAAUGUAGAAUAAAAGCCAAUGUGGCUUCUAUUUUAGUGAAGUUCAUUUUUUUUCCUCUUUCGUCCUGGGAUUUAGAUGUGAAGACCCAGGUUAUAUCUUUAAGUGCAGUAAUGUGUUUACUGAUUCGGUUCAAGGUGAGUUGUUAAAGCUAUUUGUUAUACUGGAGGAAUUGUGUAAAAGUGCUGUAUGGUCAGGUAAUGCUGUUGUUUAUCUUGUCCUUUGUUGUACACUUGUAGUGAAAAUAGAGAAACAGAUAAAGUAAGUGUACUAAACUGUAACAUGAACUGUAUCUUUUUAAGGAGACAACAUUCCUCAUUUAAAUCGGUCUGCAUUUUGCAAGAGGUUAGAAACGUUUUUUUUUUUGGUUGGUCUGUAGUAUGUAUCAAUAAAUGGAAACAUUUUUAUUUCUGUUCAAAAUAUUAUGGCGUCUUACUAAUGUGUGUAUUAUCAUAAAGUGCAGCCUCUUUAGACUAAUAGCAGGAAUUCUGUCGACUUAAAUGCUGAAAAUGUGAAUGGGGAAAAUUGUAAUUUAUUUCUAUAAGGAAAUAAAAGUGAUUAAAAUGCAA
Amblyraja radiata (thorny skate) is the source of this 6419-nucleotide messenger RNA. RefSeq names its product electroneutral sodium bicarbonate exchanger 1. Lineage: Eukaryota; Metazoa; Chordata; Chondrichthyes; Rajiformes; Rajidae. The coding region runs from base 220 to 3561 and encodes 1113 amino acids. The transcript has 26 exons. Gene Ontology annotation, cellular component: plasma membrane. Gene Ontology annotation, biological process: bicarbonate transport; regulation of intracellular pH; transmembrane transport. The record is from RefSeq and is a predicted model, not a curated record. Gene Ontology annotation, molecular function: sodium:bicarbonate symporter activity; monoatomic anion transmembrane transporter activity; solute:inorganic anion antiporter activity.